Messenger RNA from Lepisosteus oculatus (spotted gar), 3999 nucleotides. RefSeq names its product cilia- and flagella-associated protein 337. NCBI's taxonomy places the organism in Eukaryota, Metazoa, Chordata, Actinopteri, Semionotiformes, Lepisosteidae. The record is from RefSeq and is a predicted model, not a curated record. Gene Ontology annotation, molecular function: calcium ion binding; protein binding.
UACUGUGCUGCUUUUAAUCCACAACUUGCCUCCUGCACAUGCCGCUGGAUACUGAUUUUAAAGAGAGAUGUUUCAAAAACUGAGCUGAAAUUACAUUUCCUGCAACUCCAAGGAUGCCUUUGGAUGUGAAAACCUUUGGUAGUUUCUAGGUGAGUUACACCUUUCAGAGAAUGAGAACACAAUGGCAACCCUAGUUCCUGACAAAAUGGAUACAAGAGAGAAGAAAGAGACUGAGUUUAUAGAAAACAGACUAAGCAUGAAGGACUUCCUGAAAAUGCAGAUGCUUUUCUUGUUACCUGACUUAAAGGAACCUGUAUGCGUGAUCAGAGAAGUGUUUGUAGAUAAAGCAUCUUCACUGGUUGGUCGAGGCACCAAGGAUGAGUAUGGAGAGCUUUUUGAUAAAAUUGAUGUGACGCGAGAAGGUUUUAUCACCUGGGACAAGCUGACCUCUUUUCUGCUCCUGGAGCUGUACGAGAGAGAUGAGCAUACAAAAACCUCCGUGGUUCCGCAGUGGAAGGAUAUAAAACUCCUUCCAACGGCGCACAAGGAACCGAUCCAGAAGAUUGCGUAUUUGAGGAGCUCCAGCAGAUACCUGACCAUCAGCAGAGAGGGGCUGCUGGGAAUCUGGACUGACAGCCUUACGACUCAGAAAACAAUCCGCAUCGCCACCGAUUCUGUUAAACUCAAAGACCUCUGGGUGACAAGUCUGGCUUUGUUACCAAAUGUCAACAAGAUAGCAGUUGGAUUUACUAGCAAAGAAAUUUGCUUCUAUGACCUACUGUCUAAGCAGGAGUUCUCCUGCCAAUAUAAAAUCCAGGACCUUGAGCAAACACCAAUAAGUAUGGACUACUGGUACAACCCAGGAGAUGCAGAUGAGGCAGUGCUGAGCUUUGGAGAUGUUGGUGGAGAGGUGAAUGGAAUUUGUUUCACAACCGCACAAAUAUCGCUAUUUGAGAGGCCAACCAACACAGCGGAUCCGGACUCAGUAAUAAUCAUUAAGUGGCCCGAGCUUGUCAGUGGCUGCCACAGGAGCUGCUAUAUUGUGAGACACAGGGCUCACAGGAGCAGCUGGGUUCGACGAGUGAAGUACCUGGGCAAUUUGGAAGCCUUUAUCUCCUGCACGACUGGCGCUGUGAACAGCGUAGUGCUGGCUUGGAAGGAAAACGAAGGCGCCCCACUUCGCACAACCAUUUUCCACAUCAGCAAAGGCAUCAACGACUUCGACUACCACGCAGGAAUGAAUUUAAUUGCCACUGCUGGUAUUGACAACAAAGUUUGCCUUUGGAAUCCUUAUGUGAUUUCCAAGCCCACUGGGGUUCUGCAGGGACACAUGGCCAGUGUCAUAGCAGUGCAGUUCAUCAUUGCGAAAAAGCAACUUUUAAGCUUUUCAAAGGACAAGGUUUUGCGAGUUUGGGAUGUGCAUCAUCAGUUGUGUAUUCAACGAGUAGCUGGCAUUUUCCCCAAAUGUGUAGACUUCCAUAUGGUACUGUACUUUGAUGAAGAGCACGGGAAGCUUCUGACAACCUUCAACAACCAGAUCACGCUUCUAGAAAUCAAGCAAGAAACUGGCCAGAGAGUUACAAGCCAUGCAAAACCUGUCAGCUGUGUUCUCUACAAUCCGGUGUUUAAGCAAGUAAUAAGCUCUGAUGCCGACUCGACCGUUACCUGCUGGAUGAUAGAUACAGGACAGAAGAUUAAGCAGUUCACCAGGUGCCAUGGCAAUGCUGAGAUCUCCGCUAUGGCGCUAGACGCCACUGGUACCAGGCUGUUCACCGGAGCCACAGAUGGGAUGGUAAAGGUGUGGGAUUUCAACGGGCACUGCCAUCAUAAACUGAGUGCUGGUUUAGACCAAGCGGUGGAGAUCUCCCAGAUCUUGGUACUCAAGAGGACAGUGUUAGUUCUGGGAUGGGAAAGAAUGAUUACAGUGUUUCGACUGAACAGCCUGACACAGUUUUUUGUGAAGCCUGCUGAAUGGAAAGGAGGUCUCCAACACCAGGAUGACAUCCUCUGUGCAGCUUUCCUGCCUCCGCAGACCUUGGUCUCAGGAAGUUAUGAUGGGGAAAUAAUUAUAUGGAACAACAACACCGAAAACGCUCUCCGCAAACUUCAUCCAGGCGGCAAAAGGAAUUUCAAGUUUAAUUCAGACAGUGCCCUAUCAAAGCUGGGGAAUAGAUCUCGGUCCUCAUCUACGCACUCAGGAAAGCGAACCCGCUCUCUUGUCUUGACUGAAACCGAAACUGAGUGUAACUACAACAUAACUAGACUGAUAUUCCUGGAAGCCAGGAAAAAUGUGGCUGCUGGAGACGGUGCGAACCUGGUCUCUUGUGGAGGUUCAGGAACUGUGAGGUUUUGGAACACAGUGAAGAGCUGUCUGGUGGCAGAAUUCAUUGCUCACAAGGAUGUGGGCUCCAUAAUCAUGAGUAUCGACAAAUCAAGCCAGUACCUCUUCACUGGAGAUGUUGAUGGAUGGGUAAAGGUCUGGGAUAUACAGGAGUAUGGCCUUCAUUCCAGUGAUAAUGUGAUCAAUCAACCUCCGGCUUUGCUGACAAGAUUUCAGCCCCAUGUGGACUGUGUCAGUCACCUUGAAACAUGUGUACAUAAUGGACAAUUGCUUCUCAUUUCUGCAUCUGCGGAUUGUAGUGUAGUGGUCAGCUACAUCAAUGGAUCAAUUGUAGGAAUAUUUGGACAGGAAGAACACUGGCGCAUUGAUGGCAUCGGUGAACUUCCUGUCCCCACAACAUGCCUACAGGACCAGAAAGAGCAGCAUGAAGAUGAAAAGUCAAAUGCAGGCUCAGAAGAAACCUCAAGUGAAAAGAAUUCAGAGGACCUAGAAGACGGCUCCCUGGACCAGUCUAUGGACACUGAAUUAGAUGUAAUGGAACAUCCCAUUUUAUCCAAUCCAUGGCAAAACACCAUUUUAGGGAAAAGGUUCCAAGAAUGCAGAGGUUUAAAAGAGAGUGACCAUAGACUUUCACCAUAUGAGGAAAUGCGAAGUUCUAUUGGUACUUUCAGCUCCCUGCGAGUCGGGGAGCUCAGCCGUGUGGAGAAAAUUGAAAAGCCGGAUUUUGUCAUAAACCCUCACCGGUACUUUGGGGAGAAAGGACAUGAGAAGACCCUACAGCCCCCUGAUAUUUUAGUGGUUUCUGAGAGAGAUUCUGGAACAAGGACAAAGAGCCAGGCGAUCCCACGAGCAACAGGAGGCCACACUCCGCAAGAAACCCAGCAGAGAGCAAAGCAGGAAACCCAAAGCGAGUUUUUCAUCAGUGUCGAAGCCUUGAAGUCUGCUAAUGGAAUGAGCAAGCAGAGUUCUUCAGCUGAGAGGGGGGUAGCAAGACCAAAGAAACACCCUGUCGGAAAUCUUCGGCGUUCCCUUAAACCUCAGGUUCUGAAAGGAAAGUCCUCUCAAGCCCACAGAAAAGUAUCCUUAGGUAUUACAGGUUCAUCCUGAAACAGGUGAUGAUCUUUGAGUCAUCCUUUUCGUCUUUGCUGUCUUUCUGACCUCCACCAUUACAAGAUGCAUUCGCAAGCAGUGUUGCAGAACCCACUGAAAUGUCAAUUGCUAACCGAGUGUUAAAUAUGAGAGUCUGACACAAAGCAGAAAGUUGUCAAUGCUUUUGACAUUUCAAUGGAGUGACCAGGAAUGCGCGCAGCUUGCAAUCUUGUUAGCACCCGUCGUGAAGCCACUUAUCCCAGGUAAGGUUUAUGCUAACCGGGAGCCUGGCCUGGAAGCUCAGGGGGCCAGCUGGCCUGUACACUGGAGUGGACGUCCUCUCCAGCACAGGGACAAUUUAGCGGCACCACUUUGACCCUGACAGCGUGUCUUUGGAAUGUGGGUGCUCGGGGGAUGGGGAACAUGCAGACUCCACACGGAAGGCACCCCAAUCUGGAAUCAGCGGCUUUCACCACCAAGCCCCAGUGGUGCACGGUCUUGCAAAAAAUGUCCAAAAACAUUGAUACAGAUAAAUGUAAAUGAAUUAUAAAUACAUUAAGAAAUGUAUU